AUGCAGCUAGUCAACAUCCUCCCCUUCAUCACCCUCGUCACAGCCACAACGCUACAAAAGCGAUGCAGCCCCCUACGUGAUCCCGAGUACUACGGAGGCUACCUGCCCCCGGCGCCAUGCUGGCAGAGCUUCACGACGGCGUGCACGCCGAUACUGGCCCCGGGGACCGAGAUGUACGUGUCUAGCAACCACAGCACCGCGGUUGUGUUCGGCGUCCAGGGGUACUGCUUCGACACCAUCAGGGAGGAACAGGCGCGAGCUGCCGAUGGGCGAAAGACGUACGGCUGGCAGCAGCAGCACGGGAAUCUGACGCGGGUUGGGGACAGCGACGUCCUUGUCAUCUCGGGAAUGAGCAAGGAGGCGAUAGAGAGGUAUCAGGCAUUGCUGCAUCCAGAGGAACAUGUACAGUAA
This is a messenger RNA of Pyricularia grisea, 411 nucleotides long. RefSeq lists its product as uncharacterized. NCBI's taxonomy places the organism in Eukaryota, Fungi, Ascomycota, Sordariomycetes, Magnaporthales, Pyriculariaceae. The record is from RefSeq and is a predicted model, not a curated record. The transcript has a single exon. The coding region runs from base 1 to 411 and encodes 136 amino acids.